UUUUCUGUCUUUCCCUGUCUGCCAUCGGGACAUGCAGGUGAAGUCACAGGACAGCCGUCAUCAGAGCCCUGGUGAAGGUGGGAGGAACUGCAGGAGAAAGCAUUCCCUGACCAUGAACGGAGCAGCGAGGAAGCCCCUCCUGGGCUUGUUUUUGAGACGGGAGGAUGCAGGAAAUGCUUGGUAUCUCUGAGCGCCACUCUGCCUUUCCCCCUUCUGCACAGAACAGCCGUUUCUGGUGUGCCUUUUGUCAGCAGUGACUGUGAGCCUGGCUUACACAGUUCACAUCUUUCAAAGGCCUUGGAUGAUUUGCUUCAUGUGGAUUUGGGUGCAGGGGACAGUCGUGGACCUUCUGCUCCUUCUGUCAAUGGGACUUUCAGGUUGCAUGUGGAAAAGUCAGCGAAGCAGAAAUCAGUUCUGAUGACCUUGUCCCUGAAGCCGCGAGGGAGGGAAUUCAGCAUUGAGCAGAAGGCGGGAAUUCUGAAGCAGCAAUCACUAUGAUUCCUUGGGCAUGGAGGCUACUUCCUAGAAAUGUCACCCAUUCCUUAUCUACAUCAUCAACCAGCCAGAGAGGCGAGGCUCACCAUCGGCAGCUGGAGGCCUAUGGGUACUUCUUGCCCAUCCAGACCAGGUGGCAGGACAAUGACCAGUAUGGCCAUGUGAACAAUGCUGUGUACUACAGCUACUUCGACACUAUCAUCAACCACUACCUGAUCAGGUACUGUGGCCUGAAAACCAGCUUGCUGACAUCCCCCCUGGUGGGGUUCAUGGUGACGAAUCAGUGCAAGUACCACAUACCCAUCAGCUUCCCUCAGAUCCCAGUGGCUGCCCUGGCUGUGGAGAAAGUGGGUCGCUCCAGUGUGUGCUACCGACUGGCUCUGUUUCCUCCUAAACCCACCAAGGAGCUGCCUUCAGUAGAUCACGGUGACCUCACUGAUGGUUUUUUCUUAGGCCAUCCUAAAUUAGCACAGUUUGACACUCUGGCAUGUACCACAGGGUCUUCCGUCCAUGUCUUUGUGAAUCCAGCCACUAGGAAACCAGAGAGCCUUCCAGAAGACUUCAGGAACAGUCUCCAGAAACUGAUGAUUCCAGCAUAGCAUGGACUGUCUAACACUGUACACGGAAUUCAUCACGUUAUAAAAUGAAGUUUAGGUUGU
This is a messenger RNA of Peromyscus eremicus (cactus mouse), 1154 nucleotides long. RefSeq lists its product as uncharacterized. Gene Ontology annotation, cellular component: mitochondrion. Lineage: Eukaryota; Metazoa; Chordata; Mammalia; Rodentia; Cricetidae. The transcript has 4 exons. The record is from RefSeq and is a predicted model, not a curated record. Gene Ontology annotation, molecular function: fatty acyl-CoA hydrolase activity. Bases 495 to 1094 code for a protein of 199 amino acids.